Teleopsis dalmanni is the source of this 1318-nucleotide messenger RNA. It is a transcript of the gene Pex19, whose product is annotated as peroxisomal biogenesis factor 19. Gene Ontology annotation, biological process: protein import into peroxisome membrane. The transcript has 6 exons. Bases 199 to 1038 code for a protein of 279 amino acids. The record is from RefSeq and is a predicted model, not a curated record. Gene Ontology annotation, cellular component: peroxisomal membrane; peroxisome. NCBI's taxonomy places the organism in Eukaryota, Metazoa, Arthropoda, Insecta, Diptera, Diopsidae.
UGUGUUGUAGAAAUAAGUGUAGAAAAAACUAAAUGUCAAAACUGGAGUAAAGCAUAUGGUAAUAAUUUUGGUUUUGGGUGUUACGUUCUAAGGGGAACGGGCACAGUGAAAUUUUUUUAUUGUUUAUAUCAGAAAUAAAUUUAGAAGGAUCAUUACUUGUUUUAACGUCUGAAACGCCUAGUAGAUAAAAAUUUUAAGAUGGCUGAAGAGAAUCAUAAUGAUAAGGACUUAAAUGAUCUUUUGGACAGCGCUUUGGAAGAUUUUGAUAAAACUACCACAAAUUCCGCCGGCGGUGAUGCAAGUGCAUCUAAUUCUGAAGCCACUGACACUGAGAAAUUCAUAAUGGAGCAAACGCACUUGCUCGCAGAGCGUAUGAGCUCAUUAUUUGGUGCACCAGACACACCCACAAGUGAAGUUAAUAAUUUGACUGAGAGCGGCUUCAAGAAAAUGGCCGAAGCUGCUGUGCUUACUUUAGAGGGCGAGAACCCAGCCAACGAUGAUGAAGUCGCUAAGUAUUCAGAUAUAAUUGCACAAGCACUUACGGGACUGCAAGAAGGUAGUGAAAAUUUAGCAUCUUCAGAUCAUUUAUCCAAUAUGUUCCAAGGUCUAAAUUUAUUCGACUCUAGUGAUGGUGAGGGUAACGCAUUCCUACCACUAAUGGAGGGAAUGAUGCAAAGUUUAUUAUCGCCUGAAAUUUUACUACCCAGUAUCAAAGAAUUAUUGACUAAAUAUCCAAAAUACUUGGAGGAUAAUGCAGAUAAACUAUCUCCAGAGGAUAAAGAGCGCUACACUAAACAAUUGGAUCUCUACAGAACCAUAGAAGGCCAUUUGGAAUCCCAAAAUGCCACUGAUAAUGCGCACAUUAAACGUGAAAAGUUCAAAACUGUUCUUGAAGAUAUGCGUAAAUUACAAGAAUAUGGUCAACCUCCAGAAGAUAUAAUUGAACUCUCGGCACUGGAUUCAGCUACGUUGGGUGGUGAUAUGGCGGGAGGAUCUGGUAUGGGUGCCAGUGGUAACCCACAAUGUCCCAUGAUGUAGUAAUGGUACUGAUUCGAAAGCUACCAUGUUACUUUAUAUUUUUGUUACUAGUUUUAAAUAAUUUGGACCGUGGAUGGAUUUUAUGGUUUACAUAAAACGUUUUUUUAUUGUUUAUUUUUUUAUUGGACUGAAGUUCAACGCAUUUGGUGGGAAAAAUUAUUUUUGUCUCAAAAAAAGCAGCGCUUAUAAAUUAUAAAUAUUUUUAUCAAAUUUUUAGAACGAAAUUUUUAAUGUGAAAGGUUUUAACAACAAUAAACUACUUUAUAUUUACCACUCGGAA